Molecule: messenger RNA, 1966 nt
Organism: Anthonomus grandis grandis
Lineage: Eukaryota; Metazoa; Arthropoda; Insecta; Coleoptera; Curculionidae
Exons: 4
Coding region: 1121-1954 (277 amino acids)
Source: RefSeq, a predicted model, not a curated record
CGAAAUUCAAGGCCAAUUGAUAUGUUAAUCGGCGCAGGCCUAUUUUAUGAACUUUUACUUAUUGGCCAAAUUAAACUUGGCUUCAAUCGUCCCAUCUUACAAAAAACAGUUUUUGGUUGAAUCGUAUCUGGGCAUAUCGGUAGUCAAAGUAAAAGUGGACAGGUAGUUUAUAAUUUUUCUAAAAAUUUAGACAUUCAAAGUCAGUUGGCCAAGUUUUGGGAAAUAGAGGAAUUUCAUACAAAGAUCCAUUUUUCUAAAGAAAAAUUGCUUUGUGAAUAGCAUUUCAAAUUGAACACUAGACGCGAUGUUAAUGGUAGGUUCAUUGUUUCUAUUACGCUAAAAAAUUCUCUAGAAAAAUUGGGUGAAUCGAAAACACAAGCUGAAAGGCGUUUCUUAAAUUUGGAACGAAAAUUAUCCCGUGAUUCAUCUUAUAAAACUGAAUAUGUGAAAUUUAUCCAAGAAUACGAAGACCUAGAUCAUAAAUAUGCGAAAAGUCACACCACUUGAUACCCAAAACAUCAUAUUAAAUGCCACAUCAUCGUGUUUUUAAAGAGGAUAGUUUAACAACUAGGCUUCGAGUCGUUUUCGAUGGUAGUGCUUCGAUAUCAACUGGUGUUUCAAUGAAUGAUUUACAGAUGGUCGGACCAACUAUACAAAACGACUUACUAUCCAUUCUCUUACGUUUUCGAACUUAUAAUGUUGUUGUCUCUGCAGACAUCGCGAAAAUGUAUCGCCAAGUUCUCAUAAAUCACAAACAAUGUCCCUUGCAAAGAAUUUUGUGGCGAUAUAAUAGAUUCGUUCCUACCACGAUCAGAAACAGUUUCUUACGAUCAGGAUUCUGCGCAUUAAGUUAAAUUCGCUCCAACCAAAGUCUACGACGAUUCGCAAACAAACAGUUUUCUGUUCCAACGAAGUUUACAAACUGUUUGAAAACUAUCAGGACGGUUUGAGGAUUAUUCGCUUGCUAUUAAUUUGGCGCAGGUGCAUUAAUAUUCUCUAAUACAGCUGUUUAUAAUGGGUUUAUAACCUACAAAUAAAACAUUAAAUUUUUGUGCAUCAAAUUAAAAUGUGUGUUUUGGGUUUAUUGUUCUACUGUGAUUUUUAAAUCAAUAAAUUGAAUAUGAGUGAAGAAGAGUUUAGUGAGGUGAGCGAUUUAUCGUCAAUGAACAAUAGUGAUGACGAGGAUUUAGAAUUGUUGCUAGACGAACCGAGAAUAAAAAAUCAAAAUUAUUUGGAAGAAAUAGUACCACAGUAUCCUGAAGAAGUGUUCUUUGAACAUUUCAGGCUAAGGAGGGAAACUGCAACUCACAUAAGUAAUAGAUUUGAAACAAGCCCAUAUUUUAAUAGCCAAAUCGGACAGUAUGGAAAUAUAGCUGCUUUACAUCAGGUUCUAAUAUAUUUAUGGUAUAUGGGGCAUCAGACUAGCAGGUUUCGAGAUGUUGCUGAUAUAUUUGAUGUUACAAUAAGCUCCAUAAAUAGAAUUCUUCAUCGAGUUACCAUGUUUUUGAGCGAUCUUUCUCCACAAAUAAUACAGUGGCCAAAUGAGCAUGAAAAAAGAAUCAGCGAAGAACAUUUUCGAAUGAAUGGUUUUCCAAAUGUUAUCGGAGCUAUUGAUGGAACACAUAUCAAAUUAGAUAAACCUGAAAAUGACCCAGAUUCAUACUUAAAUCGUAAAGGUUACUAUUCUAUUCAGAUGCAGGCAGUUUGUGAUCACAGAAGAAAAAUACUACACAUUUUUAUUGGGUACCCUGGUUCCGUGCAUGACAGCCGAGUGUUUGGAAACCCUCCAUUAAAAAACAGCUUGGAAGAUAAGUGUGGACGAUAUUUUCUGUUAGGAGUGUGGCAAUUUUUCUACCCUAUGGAUAUUUUUUUUUUGCCUCAUAAAUGCACGGCAGCUUUUAGUCUGGUGAGCGUGGUGGUGGGCAGAUCAUCCCUCCCUUUUUAUACUUACUGAUUUCAUCUUUGG